GGGCGCCGCCUGAGGGCGGGGGGUACGAAAGGGAACCUGCCGCCGGUGCUGCCGGCGGUUGUUUCCUCAGGUUUAUUGUGAAACAGUUGCAGUGUCAAUGAGAAGCUAGCAGUAAACCACAUACCACAAGCGUUCAGUGUUAUCUGAGGAAGAUGCAGUGUCCUAGCGCAUACCUCUGACGGAGCUGAUCCUGGGUGUGGAAUAGUCUCUGCAUGGCCCAGUUUGGAGCAGACUGAUAAGGCUCCUUGUUUCUUAGCAACCACAGUCUGCCAUAGCCAGAAACCUGCCCCUCUGCAGCUGGAGGGAAAAUUCUGAAUGUCUUAAAUUUGUAUCUUGAACCAAGACCUGUGUCUUUCCUGGGCAUGGAGGUGCCAUAUGUCCUUCUCUUAACUAGACUCGUAGCAGAAGUUACCAGCAAAUCUACUGAAAGUUUGGUUUCGGAAACAGAAUGCUGUGUGGAUAUGUUGGAUUCAAACAGUUCCUGUCCAGUAACGAACCAGUGCAGUCCAGGUUGUUACAGACGAUGGAAUGAGGAUGGUAGUAGCAGCUGCAUUAAAUGCAAAAAUGAAACCCUUCCUGUUUUAUCUAUUUACAAUCUGACUGAAUGCAGAAAUACUGGUAUCAGAGGAAUGAAUUUCCAAAUGAAUAUAAGCACCGUAACUCCUUUCAUACAGAACAUGGGGGGCCCAGAAGUGGCAGCCUCUCUCAUCUUAGGGACAUUUUUCAUCAGUUUAUUCCUGAUUCUGUCUGUUGCUUCUUUCUUCUACCUCAAACGUGCCAAUAAACUUCCCAAUGUUUUCUACAGAAGAAACAAAGCAUCUGUUCUCCAGCCUAGUGAAACAGCAUCCAUGAUACCUCCCCCAGCCUCUUCAGUUCGGAAGCCACGAUAUGUCAGACGAGAACGGUCACUAGUGACGUCUGCAUCUGCUGCUAUGAUCUCUUCUUCUGAAACCAGGGUCAGCAAUGUUUAGCCUUCAUUCUUGACUGAGGACUUUAUAAGUGUACACAGUGUCGAAGAAACUUUUUCUGAAUCCACUGAAGUGCCAGGAAAACAUCGCAAGCAGCUGACCUAAAUGGAAGCCAAAUUACUGUCUCAAAGGGUUUGUGCCAAAUGUUAACAGAGAAAUGAACGAAUGCAAAGAUACUGAUGGCAGGCUACAUCCAGUUCGGUGAACUGCUUUGGUGAUCUUGAAAUGCACUAUUCCAGCUCUGUGGUUUCAUUUGUCUCCUACAGAUGCUGUGUUUAAAAUCUUUAAAUAAUCUGCCUUUCUUUGGUACACUUUCAGUUUUGGCAAGUUCUUCUUCCUGUGUUGUGAUGUGUUCUGUGUCCCCAGAGCUGAAUGUCUCAGUGCUGCAGGCCAACACAAAACACUGAGAUUACUCAAGGAUGUGGACUUGUUUGAAGGACCCACUUGUAAAUGCUACUAACACUAAGUGCCACUGCUUUAACGUUGUAGGACAAUAUAACAAUACUUAACAUGCAGUAUCCUUUUGAAGCAAAAAAUGAUGCCUCCUGGAGCAUCCUCUUCAGCCUAUGACAUAGCUGACCCUGGUUUUUAACUGUGAAUAUAGACCUGCUAUCCAGAUACUGUUGUUCUUGGUGCUUUUGAAGGCUGUGGUCAGUAUAGGUCCAAUCCCAAGUGCGGGAAUUUGUUGGGAAGCUUUUCCAAUUGGCUUCAGCUUCGUCCUUGGAUAAAGAGCCAUUUGCUAUGGCUUUAUAACUGAUAGGCUGCUAUGUCUGUCCUGCAAAGCCUGUCUCUGCUAGCACUCUUCCCUUAACAUAACAGUUGAAGGGAAACCAAAAUUCCUGCAGAGUAGCUGUGCAUCUGUUGGGCAUGUCAGUGGGUAUUGAGAUGAACUGGAGAGGUCAGGUGAAUUUCUGCCAAUGCAAUAAGGGGUUUCUUUGGUCAAGCCCUUGAUUAACAGGCCUGACAUCUGCAGGCCAGCACCUUAUGACAGAGCUCAACAAGUAUUUCUUUGUCAAAAUUGCCAGCCUAAAUAGCCCUCACUCUUGGAUGCUUGUUCUUGCCCAUCUUAUGCCAGCUGUGUGGCUGAGUAGUCACUUGAUGAGGAAAUUAAAGUAGCUGUUAAAGUAAAUUUUUUUUUUUUUUUUGCUAGGUUAUCCUUCACCAAUUUUUUUCCUGGCAUGGCUGACUGUUGCUAUGUGAACACGUAUAUCAGCAUAAUGGGCACAGUGGUAUGGGCAUAAGAGUGGGUGACUGGAAAAUAAGUGAAAAACCUGAGGUUGCUAAAUUGGUUGAAGUGUCACUGUCACCAUAUGUGAAAUUAUAACUGUGCAGCUUGUGCAUUCCCACCUACCUGUGUUGCUAUUGCCUGUUUUGGUUUAGCUGGCACUCCAUUAUGGGUCUAUGCUCCUAAAAUAAAUUACUUGGAAGCUCUUCAUCGGCAUCCACUGGCAUGAACAAACUGGAACAGUCUGUUCUCUUUUUCAGGAAAAUGUGAACAUAACUGUCUUGAGCUGACAUGACACCCAUAUGGAGAGUCCAAACCUUGUGAUCCAGAUUCCCUUUUCUCUGUGGUUAAAAGCUUAUUCAAACCUAAAAAAGGAGAACUGGGAUGGGAGGAGAUAUAUUUAUUUUAUUGAAUAGACCUGUUUUUAUGUAAGUUUCAGUGCAGUUGUGUUUACUUUUAUCUCUGUCCUUACAAGGUAAUGAGAUCUCUUGUAGCAUCCAGACAAGCUAGGGUAAAGAUUGGGGAUAAAGAACAAACCAUGAAGAGGACCCUGUGCCAAAAAAAAAAAAAAAAAAAAAAAAAAAAAAAAAAAAAAGCCUGAAUUGCUGUAUGGAGAAUCUUAAGAUUGUCUUUCUAUCACAAUGAUAAAUGAAAUUUUUGUUCUACUGGACAAAACUAAAGACAGCAGACAAUGCCAUUUUGAGACCCUUCACUUUUCAAUAUGAAAUGUGCUUUAUAGUUCGUUAUGUUCCAAGUUCAGGAGGUGGCAGUUUUGUUUCUGUCGUUUUGAUGUCUUUUUGUCUUUGUGCUGCUGUGAUUUUCCACAGGUAGAAAUUAUGUCUGGAGGUCAUAGGCUUUUUCUGAACUUAGUUGCUGAAUAUUUUCCUAA
Aquila chrysaetos chrysaetos is the source of this 3082-nucleotide messenger RNA. It is a transcript of the gene C6H1orf159, whose product is annotated as chromosome 6 C1orf159 homolog. The transcript is spliced from 11 exons. The record is from RefSeq and is a predicted model, not a curated record. NCBI's taxonomy places the organism in Eukaryota, Metazoa, Chordata, Aves, Accipitriformes, Accipitridae. Bases 363 to 971 code for a protein of 202 amino acids.